Rodentolepis nana is the source of this 2796-nucleotide messenger RNA. Lineage: Eukaryota; Metazoa; Platyhelminthes; Cestoda; Cyclophyllidea; Hymenolepididae. The record is from the annotation of a GenBank genome assembly.
AUGUCGAGGCAACUUCCAGAUGUUCAAAAUACCGCAAAUAGGACUGUUUCUACUUCACGAGGGUGUUUAGAACCGUGCAUUCGAAAGGUAUUCAAGCAUCUCAGUUCAACACACCUUUCUUUUUCUUCAGAUGAAGAAUCUAAAAACGACGGAGAUGAUACUGUUCUGGCAUCAUCAGAUCCCUACGUCUCAUAUCUUCAAGAUAGUAUCGAUGGCCAUGGCUCUGGCACUUCGACAACUCUCGACAAGUCUGAAACAUCUAGUACAAAACCUCCAUCUCAGGACGUCUUUAUUCCAUUUCCUCGAACAUCAGGCGUCAGCAUUUCGCCCUCUGGAUUCAUGGUCACUUUUGGUCUUCAUCAGCCACUUGUCAAGAUUGUCGCAGCCUCCGCACCUGUAAAUAACGAAUCUUCGUCUAAACCCAAUGAAAGCACUCGAACUCCUCGUUCCUAUCAUGAUUACCGUCAAUUAGUUGAGGGCAAAGAACAUCUUUUCAUCAAGGCUACAGACUCUCCAUUGGGCUCUAGUCGACAACAACAGCUACAUACGCAAUUUUACCAUACUCCUACCGGUAAUUCCCAUCCCCCUGGAAUAUUAAAGCGCUCUCGCAGUGCUGAAGACAUCUGCAUUGAUUCCUCUCGUGUACACUCUUCCACGAAUCCAUCAGAUGCUUCUUUCAGAGGCUCUGACUCUCCAAAGGAAGUUCUGCGUAGUCGACACUUCUCGGGAAGGAAUCCAGAGACCGGCGCUAGGAAGUCAUCCAUCACACCGUCAGGACGGAAGAUAACCGCAGCCCUUGCUGCUGAACAGCAAAAACAACAGCAGCAACAGCACCGCAGAUCCUCUUACGUAACACGAUUCACAAACCUCCCUUUGUCAACUCGGAAGAGCUCUUGUGAUCGCACAUUUUCUACUGGCUCUCCACUUGCCACAAUUAGUGAUCUUUCCGCUCUCAUUCCCAUCUCGAAGCACUUGGCGGAGAAUUACUCACUUGAUAUCACCGAUCCACGGCGCAUGUGCUCCCAAAAUUUACUAGUCGCCCUUUCAGCCGGACGAACGGAUCUAAUUCAGUUCUGGAGCUUCGUGACAACGCUCUCAGGAGCCAGUUUGCGACAGGCCCCUUUCCCAGGUCUCAUUCCACCUUACGCGAGUCAGUCCAUCGGCCAAUCCUUCUUCAAAACUUGGCUCUCACAUUUCCUGCAUCUUGGUGAUGUACAGAGCUUGAUAAUGUUUGGGUUCGUGAUGGCCGCACUUGAUGCGCAGUCUAGUCCACCAGCACUCCUACUCACGGCUCCCUUUCUACCCGCAACUGUUUCUGCUCUAGCUAGGCAGCAACAGCUCCAACGAAUUCACGGUUUAUUUCCAUCUAUGGAUUCCUCACAAAGAAGUCCUUUUCGAAGAAAUGGAAGCAAUGUGCAACAAGCGGCUGCUUCCGUAAGAAGAACAAAAUCGACAAUGGCACCACCGAAUAUCGCUUUGCUGGAUAUCCCGGAGAUGCAUCCCCUGUUGGCUGUUGAAGAUCACUCCCAAACCACCCUCUCAUUGAAAAGGUCAGGAGUUAAACGCAAACCGCUCGAGUCAACUCAAAGUCAACAAUUGCUUAACACUAGAGUUGAAAGGAACCCCCUAGAGCAAAAAACAGCUGAAUUGGUUCUCAAUGUGCCUUCUAUUUCAAGAGCUCGGUCCAACAGUUACACAAUUCACACAUCUACAUCAUCUGAAAGUGAAAGUAUAACUCCUGAGGUCUCAGAGUACUCACAACGUUCUCCCAUGUCUACGAUCUCGUCGUCUGGACUCGAACACAAAGAAUCGACAAUGACACUCGCUCCUGACAAUCAGAAUACUACAUCCUCUUCAACUCGUAGUCAUGAGAGCUCUGGUGGCGAAAGCACUGCGGUUUCACAAUUUUUUCAGUACUUUAAGGAGCAGGUGUUGAUGGACAGAAAUGGAUCGACUAUGGAGAAUGUAAAAUCAGAUUCGCCCUAUACUUCUCAUGUAUGGUUUCUUUCUUCCAAACAUAUGCUGCAAUACACCCACUUCUUAAAAGUCUACCUGGAUUUGCUCACUGCCUGGGAUUUGAUUAUCCCACGUGCCAAAAUCUCUUCACAAUGGUACAAGGUCCUUACUUGGAUGUACGCCCGUUCUUCGGCCGAAUAUUAUCACCUUUCCCUCUAUGAGCCUAUCGACCGGCAAUGCCAAGUCCUCCUGAGUCCAAGCGAAUGGCACCGACAGCAUAUACCCGUCGUGCUCACCCAUCUACUUAGCUUCUCCAACGUCCAUAGUGAGGUUAUCCGACCAACAAAUAUAUCCGGUUUGUAUGCAGACAAAAAAACUGGGAUUCGGACACCUCUUCUUCGUUGUGCGGUUUGUAACGUAGCUGCACGGGGAGUGAUUGUGGCCUGCCCUCACUGUCUCCACGGUGGACACAUGGAGCACAUGUCGGCUUGGAGACUUCGCUGUGGAAGGGUUGGUGGCGGUGAGGUGGUCUGUCCCAUCCCAGAUUCAAUUUUAGCCAAUAAAAUUCAAAGGGAAGGCAAUUUUGAAAAGAAGGAAAUUACAGAAAGUAUGACAAUGGAGAGGGGUGAAAGAUGUGGAGCAGUUGAUGGGAGUUUCAGAAAUGUUGAAGCAGACGAAGUCGGUAGUGACGAAAUGGAUGAAAGUAAAGAAGUCAGUAAAAGCGAGGGAAGUUUUGUUGUGAUUGGGAGUGACAAAAAUGCCGAAAAAGCUGACAAUGAAAAAGAUGAUAAAAUGAAUGGAAGUACUUCACGCCAAAGAAUUGAUGAAGAAGGCAAGUGA